Pollicipes pollicipes is the source of this 818-nucleotide messenger RNA. RefSeq names its product proteasomal ubiquitin receptor ADRM1-A-like. The coding region runs from base 1 to 720 and encodes 239 amino acids. Gene Ontology annotation, cellular component: proteasome regulatory particle, lid subcomplex; nucleus; cytoplasm. The record is from RefSeq and is a predicted model, not a curated record. Lineage: Eukaryota; Metazoa; Arthropoda; Thecostraca; Pollicipedomorpha; Pollicipedidae. The transcript has 5 exons. Gene Ontology annotation, molecular function: proteasome binding; endopeptidase activator activity.
AUGACUCUGGUGGCUCCGCAGGCUCUGGAGGUGGCCGCCAGAGAUCUCAUUAUUUUCCCGGAUGAUAUUGAAUACAAGAAGGUUCCCCAGUGCACGACGGGAAGAGUGUACAUUUUGAAGUUCAAGUCGUCAUCAAGAAAGUUCUUUUUCUGGAUGCAGGAACCCAAAACGGACAAAGAUGAAGAGUACUGCACCAAGGUCAACGAGAGUCUGAACAACCCGCCGACGCCGGGCAGCUCGCGGUCCAACGUGUCCACCCAGCCGCCCUGCCUUCGGAUCUGUCUAAUCUCGGCUGCCGGACCGGCCGUCCAGCUCAGCGACCUGCAGAGCAUCCUGUCCAACAUGAACGUGCCCCAGCCAGCCGAAGCCGGCGCCGGCGGCGAGGUGGACCUGUCGUCGGCCAUGACGGCCGAGGCGCUGCAGCCGGUGCUGUCCAACCCCGCCUUCCUGGAGAGGCUGCAGCAGUUCCUGCCGUCGAUCGGCAACAACGAGCAGCUGCCGCCCGCCCAAAACCUGCGCGGUACCCUGCAGAGUCCCCAGUUCCAGCAGGCGCUGUCGCUGUUCUCCUCGGCGCUGCAGUCCGGCCAGCUGGCGCCAGUGAUCGGCCAGUUCGACCUGGGCGACGCGGCUGUGUCGGCGGCCGCCGCCGGUGACCUGGGCGCCUUCGUGCGCGCCCUGCAGGAGCAGGGCAAGAAGGACGACGACAUGGCCACCGAGUGAGGCGCCGCCCUCCGCCGGCCCCGGCGCGGCCCUACUGUAUCCGAGAAAAUGCACCGUACCUACGCAGAGGAUCGGAAAAUAAACGGUUCAGGCGGUUA